AUGGCAGGACCCGAAGUAUCCCACGGCCGUGGUGGCGCCGGUAACAUCAACCCGGACGACACCAAGUACGUUGACGGAGAAGUCGUCAGAGCAGGCGCCACAGGUAGCCACGGCGAUGGCGCGUUUAGCACCGGUCGCGGAGGAGCAGCAAACAUAGGCGACGCAGGCGUCAAACCCCACCGCCGCGCCGACAAAGAUAUCAUCCCCGACGUGGCCAUCCGCCACUCCACGGAGACGGAGAACUACCACACCGGUCGGGGCGGCGCCGGUAACGAGCGUCACGUUUCUCCGGCCGGUAUUGGCAGCGGCAGCGACAAGGCCAAGAAAGAGGCGGCUGCUGCUGUGGACAAGGGGACCGGGGGUGACCAUCCUGCUGAUGUUCACCAUCAUGGCCAUGGACAUGAGAGACAGCAUAGUUUGGCGGAUAAGCUCAAGUGGAAGCUGUUUGGAAAGCCGAAGGGGCAUGAGACUGAGGUUACGCAUGUUUCGCAUGCUGGGGAGGGUCACUAG
This is a messenger RNA of Sordaria macrospora k-hell, 510 nucleotides long. RefSeq lists its product as uncharacterized. The record is from RefSeq and is a predicted model, not a curated record. NCBI's taxonomy places the organism in Eukaryota, Fungi, Ascomycota, Sordariomycetes, Sordariales, Sordariaceae.